Arachis stenosperma is the source of this 663-nucleotide messenger RNA. RefSeq lists its product as uncharacterized. The record is from RefSeq and is a predicted model, not a curated record. The transcript has a single exon. Lineage: Eukaryota; Viridiplantae; Streptophyta; Magnoliopsida; Fabales; Fabaceae. The coding region runs from base 1 to 663 and encodes 220 amino acids.
AUGAUACCCUGCACCUUAGGGGAUGCCUGCACAAAGAUAGCCCUAUGUGAUCUUGGAGCAAGUAUUAACUUAAUACCUGCAUUAUUAAUAAAGAGACUCUAUUUAACUCACGAAGUUAAACCAACCCGCAUAUGUCUUUCACUAGCUGAUGGUUCUGUUAAACUUCCAUCAGGCGUGAUUGAGGACAUGAUUGUUAGGGUUGGACCCUUUGAUUUCCCCACAGCCUUUGUCAUGCUGAAAAUGGAUGAGCACAAGAGUGCAACCCUCAUUCUAGGAAAGCCCUUUCUAGCUCCAGGACAGACCCUCAUUGACAUUCAGAAAGGAGAAGUAACCCUAAGAGUCAAUGAGGAUGAGUUUAUGCUAAAUAUUGUCAAAGCCAUGCAACAUCCAGACACUCCAGAGGAGUGCAUGAGUAUUGAUAUCAUUGAUUCCCUGGUGGAAGAAGUGAAUAUGGCUGAAGGACUCGAAGAAGAGUUGAACGACAUCUUUUAUGAUGCUCAGCCUGAGUUAGAGGAGCCAGAGGAAAUAAGGGAACCUCUGAAAACUACUAAGGAGGAGAACAAGCCUCCUAAACUCGAGCUCAAGCCAUUACCAUCCUCCUUGAAAUAUGCAUUUCUUGGAGAUGGAGAUACUUAUCAUGUGAUUAUAAGCUCUGCCUUAUAG